CGAUAGUGCGGCGCAGAAACGGGGCUGAGCUCGGCGGAUGGGAUGGACGAGGAAGUGUGAGCAGGACACGAAUGAGUAAGCUCCAGGACAAACCAUCGCACCAGUUCCAAACGGGUAGAAAGACCAGCCACUGCGUCCCUGGGUGAAUGCUGCAGAUUUCAAUUGCUGACGAUCUCCUGAAGAGCAUCCACGAUUUCAGAGGAAGAAAGGUAGACUUCGCACUCCCUGGUGUGCUAUGAGAAUUCCAGUUAUGGAUAAACUUAAUGUAACUCGUGCCCUCCCUGCUUCUAUUUUCGUGGCCAGCGACCAAGCGAUACCAGAUGGAGCUCUGAUGAUACACAACGCUGUCCUCGUCUGGCCUGCUGAAAUACUCGUCCACCAAGGUCCAAUCGCCUUUGCCGUCCCGAAAGAGAUUUACAUCGGAGGUUCACAGUUCGAUAACACGCAGUACGCGAAAGCUAGUCAAGGGGGCAAAUAUGACUGUAUGGUAGGCCGCUUUGACUGCGACAUAUCGGCCUUAACAACGGGUCCUGACCAUUGGCAUCGAAUCUCCCGGGUCCGCUCAGAUCUUUGUCCCACCAUGCUUGAAUUGUCGACAUACAGACCAUUUUCCGAGAGAAAACCAGCCUUCCUCUGGAUCGAAUCUGUGAUUCCAUGCACAAGGUUCCUUUCCAAGUCUUCAGCCGCUUCACUUCCAGAAGAGCACCAAUGACAUCCAGAAUAAGAGAAGGGCAAAUCUGGGUUUUCAAGUGGUAAGGAGUGACAUCGUAGGACGACAGGACUGGAUCAGACUCGCAGGAAGAGGGGUUCAUGAACGCCGUGAAGACGUUCUCGGAUGGAGGAAAGGAUCCACAAGGAUCAUGGGUAAUCGGGGGACUUGAAGGACUUGGAGGAGUCGCUGCUUGCCCUCGUAGCUUUCGACCAGGUCAUUCUGUAACUUUGGAAGAGGCUACAGACGAACAUUGGCAGAGUUGCGCCAGUAUUGUGCACGGAUAUAUCGGGUGCGGCAACCCAGGAGGAGUUACUUGGACGGGUGAGGUAGUUGUGUUCGAUCUACCGGACGUCUUGGGCGCAGGAAUGGGUGGAAUCAGGCGGCCAAAGCCCGUUCUUGGCUCACGCGAUUCCCCUGCCCGGAUAACCUGGUCAAUAUGAAUAUUUUGUGUUGCCCUCUGGAUUCCAAGCACUGGGUUGAAGAGCAUUACUGAU
This is a messenger RNA of Cladophialophora immunda, 1206 nucleotides long. RefSeq lists its product as uncharacterized. Bases 236 to 712 code for a protein of 158 amino acids. The record is from RefSeq and is a predicted model, not a curated record. Lineage: Eukaryota; Fungi; Ascomycota; Eurotiomycetes; Chaetothyriales; Herpotrichiellaceae. The transcript is spliced from 2 exons.